AUGACGCUACAAGUAUCGUGGGUCCGGCACAGAGACGUCCAUUUGCUCACAAUUGGCCGUUACACGUACACGAACGACCAGCGAUUUCGCGCGAUCCACACUGCCCAUUCGGACGACUGGACGCUCCAGAUAAAAUAUCCGCAGCAUCGGGACAGCGGUAUUUACGAGUGCCAGGUCUCCACGACGCCCCACAUGAGUCAUCUAGUCCAUUUAAAUGUAAUCGUUACCGUAAUAGUCGUCCGCAAUAGUGGUAGUAGUAGCGGUAGCAGCGACUGCGCAAAAUUUAAGCCGAGCUUAAAUUCUGGCGGAGCGCCAAUUGAACACCUGGGAUUGGUUGAUACCGAUGUCGGGCUAAGCUCUAUCACGCGCAGAUAG
Formica exsecta is the source of this 375-nucleotide messenger RNA. RefSeq lists its product as uncharacterized. The record is from RefSeq and is a predicted model, not a curated record. The transcript is spliced from 2 exons. The annotation marks the transcript as partial. Gene Ontology annotation, cellular component: neuron projection membrane. Lineage: Eukaryota; Metazoa; Arthropoda; Insecta; Hymenoptera; Formicidae. Gene Ontology annotation, biological process: synapse organization.